Cyprinodon variegatus (sheepshead minnow) is the source of this 330-nucleotide messenger RNA. Its product is annotated as dynein light chain roadblock-type 1-like. The transcript is spliced from 3 exons. NCBI's taxonomy places the organism in Eukaryota, Metazoa, Chordata, Actinopteri, Cyprinodontiformes, Cyprinodontidae. Gene Ontology annotation, cellular component: cytoplasmic dynein complex; centrosome; cytoplasm. The record is from RefSeq and is a predicted model, not a curated record. Gene Ontology annotation, biological process: microtubule-based movement. The annotation marks the transcript as partial. Gene Ontology annotation, molecular function: dynein intermediate chain binding.
AAGUAGUAAUUUGUUGUAACGUUUUUCUUCCGUUGCUCCUGACAACUUAAAUACACAGCAGGGCUAACCGCUAAAUAUCAGCUUUAUAUCAGAAUCUCAGAUUUCGACACAAUACUUUCCCAGUAAACGUAAAAAUGGCUGAGGUCGAAGAAACUCUGAAGAGGAUCCAGGGUCAGAAAGGAGUUCAGGGAAUCAUCAUCGUCAAUUCUGAAGGAAUUCCCAUCAAAUCGACCAUGGACGACCAGAGCACGCUGCAGUACUCCGCUCUGACCCACCAGCUGGUGAUGAAGGCCCGGGUCACCGUGAGAGACCUGGACCAGCAGGACGACC